Molecule: messenger RNA, 1230 nt
Organism: Anthostomella pinea
Lineage: Eukaryota; Fungi; Ascomycota; Sordariomycetes; Xylariales; Xylariaceae
Source: the annotation of a GenBank genome assembly
AUGUCCCCUUGGGGGUUCCGAGUUCUUCUGCUGCUGCUUUUGCCCCCCGACGACGACGGCGACGACGACAACAACACAACGACAACAGAACCUGGUUCCUUUCGACGCAAGCAUGUCCAGGCACCUGACACAAACGAACAAGUCUUGGUCGCCACCGUGACGAUGUAUGAUCAAUCCGAAGCUCAGACGGUCGGCUAUGUCACGGCGGCACUCUCGCUGCUCAUCCUAUGCAGCCGACUGGUCAUCUCUCGAUGGCGGAGGGAGCCUUUCGAUCUAAGCUUCUGUCUUGUCAUUCUCUCGAUCCUGGUAAUCACAGCUCGCAUCAUUACGAAUAGUCUCUACCUCACGUAUGGUACCGCAAGCGAUUCCCUCAGAAAUGAGUCGCAUGCCGACCAGAACGACGAUUGCCGCAUCAAGACCGGCAGCAUCCUGGUCCUCCCAGCCAGAGUGAUGUUCACGGCUAGUCUCUGGCUUCAGAUCUGCAUCCUCCUCAUCUUUUACUCGCGGAUCACCUCUGGUUUAACAUUGGUGGCCUACACCAUCAAGGCUACCUGGGUGGUCAUGGCAGCCACCUUCGUCGCCGUCGUUCUCUCCACGUUCCUGGAAUGCCGGCCUAUCAACCUAUACUGGCAAACAAGCCCUGACCCAGGCAAUUGUGUUCACUCGUACGCGCAGCUCAUCAUCCAGGGAGUCAGCAACACCAUUCUCGACCUGAUGCUUCUGUUCAUCGCCUUCCCCCUGGUCAGCCUGAGGAAACGGAGGUGGUCUGAGCGUAUCAGCCUGUACGGCCUGUUCGCCCUGGGUACCUUUUGCAUCGUCAUCACCAUCAUCAGGGUGGUUGUCGUCUUCAGACAGGAUUCUUCCCAGACCGCGCGCAGCGUGUGGGCGUCGGCCCAGAUGUUCGUUUCGACCUUCGUGGCAAAUGCGCCCACCAUCUAUGGGUCGUUGCGCGUGGUCCGGCGGAAGCGAUCGGGGCACCGGGAUAGGCCACCCUUUACCAACAGCGGCAGUGCGAGGAACCGACCUUCUCGGCACGAAAUCGAGUCUUGGAUGAAGAUGGACGAGGGGAUUGCGCUGACUCCUGUCACACCGCAUGUGCUGGCGCCUCUUCCACCCGCAGCCACAUGGUACGGCGAGGAGAGCGCUCCCGCACCGCAUUCUCAUGCAUCGCACUCCGAUGCGGAUACGAGGGUCAAAGUGAGCCACGAGUACAUUGGUCGGGCCUCGUGA